Linum trigynum is the source of this 2439-nucleotide messenger RNA. The record is from the annotation of a GenBank genome assembly. Lineage: Eukaryota; Viridiplantae; Streptophyta; Magnoliopsida; Malpighiales; Linaceae.
UCGUGGUGGUGCUUUAGAAUUCCAAUGUACUGCGUCCAAGAUCAAAACGAGCUUGUCAACGGACCACUACUAUCCAUUCUGGAGUGAGUUGGAGUGCAGCCAUCUUAUUCACUAAAUUAGCUAGAAGCUAUCGCUUCGGAUCUGCGAUAUGUGAUUUGAUCGAAAUUCUGAUUUUACAGUUUUGGAAUGAAAAACUGUCAUCACGUUUAAUCGAAAUUCUGAUUUCCUGCUUCGGGCAAAAGAAAGAGUGUUAACUUGUCGUUAAAUGGGUUUUCACACUGCUCGCCUAAAUAAUAAUCACAGUAAGAGAAAUAGUGUGGUUCGAUUCUGUUGGCAGUGCAAUGGGUAGGUACGUAGGGAAUCUCGGUCAAAAGAUUGCCCCAUUGCCCAUGGCCCAUGGGUCUCGAUAAAAGAUAGUGACUAUUCACACAACUAUAUUACCCUCUCUCUCCUUUUGGGUUUUACUCUAGUAGCUAUGCAUUUAUGCGUUUUUUCUUAUGGUUCUGUUAAGGUUGUCAAAUCUGUAUCCGACUGGCUAGUUUAAUAGGGUCUGAUCGGAAUUGAUCUUGUAAAUGAUUGGAAUACACUUCGGUUUGACGGCUCUCAGAAAAAAAGUCAAAAUUAGGUUAAACCAAUAAAAAUUGUUUUAAACCAGUUAAAACUGGAUGGUAUGACCAGUAAAAACAUAUUUCGAAGAUGAUGAUUGAUAAUUUAGUAAUAUAUAUUUCUUUUGAAGAAAUAAUUUGAUAAUAUAUGAACAUAGAUUAGUGAGAUUGUUUGAAAAUAUGCCAAAAAUAUAUAUAAUCUAUUUGGUAUUAGAGAUUUUCUCACAUGUUAUUUAUGUUAAAACCAACUUGAACUCAUUGAAUUUGAUUCUACUAUUAAAACCUCAAAACCAAUAGUCAAAUUGGCUCGAUGACUUAAUCUGAUUUGACAACUUUAGUUUUAGUAUAGAGGUAGUAUUUGGUAUGUCAAUUAAUGAUAUAAUCGGUUACCAUGUGACGAGAUCGAGCUCGAGAAAAAUUAGGACUACCUCUUCAACUUCCAUCCAAUUUUCUUUCUUUCUCUAAUUUGAUAAAGGGAGUAAUAAAUCAAUGUCGGGGAAAUGAUUUUUUUACCCUUUGUUUAUAGCUGUUUUGGGAUAUGGGUUUUUUAGUUCUCGGGCGAAGUAGAUGGGUUUGUGUGUUAGUGUCAGAGAGGAAUCCCCACCUUCUACAUAAUUACCUCCAGCAAAAGAGGCACGAAGAGGCAGAAGAGUCGGGUGGAGGGGUACGAGGGGUAUCCGGAUGGUGAAGAAGCGGGCUGGUACCGGAAUAGAGAGCCACAGAACCAGAGGGACUAGCGCAGCAAAGCUCCAGGGUAUGACAUGUAUGGUGGGCACUCUCGUGGGUAUGAUAUGGAUGAUGAUCUUGUGUUUUAGGCUAAACCUCCAACCAUUGAAUUCCCAAAGUUCAAUGGUCGGGAGGAUGCCGGGAUAUGGUAGUAUGUAGCUGAUAGGUGGUUCAAGAACCACACUUGGGAAGAACGAAAGGCGCAGCUAGCGUCAUUUUAUUUGGAGGGUGAUGCCCUACAAUGGUGGGAGUGGAUGGAGCGGUCCUAGGCAGGAGCACAUACAUUGAUCACCUGGUCCAUUUUUAAGGAGGAACUCUGUUAUCAGUUUGGGAAGUCAGAAGGGUGGGCUCCGGAGCAAUUGGCUAAGCUGCGGCAGAUAGGGACAGUGGCAGAAUACCGAGCAGAGUUCUUCAAGUUGGGCAACCCGUGCAAGGGAGUGUCGGAGGAGACGUUGGUAGGGUUAUGUAUGGCCUCCGGCCCGAGAUAGCUGCAGUGGUGUGUGUAUUAGAGCCCGACUCUUUGCAAACCACCUUUCGUCUCGCAAGUAGCAAGGAGGAGGAGCUAGCGAGCUGGAGAAGUACCAUUGGUCGAUAUCAGAAGCCAGUAGGAGGAUGCAGUGGCGGUGGACCGAGCAGCGGGAGCGGAGGGGCGCUAACUGGGGCCAACACCGGCGCAAUCACAGGGUCGACCUCUGCAGUGGUCCGUUUUGGGCCCCGAGCUCCACCAAAAGGAUUUACCAAGUUGUCUCGAGCGGAGAUCGAGCAGAAGAGGAGGGAAGGAAAGUGUUUCAAUUGCGAUGAAAGGUUCACGGUCGGGCAUAAGUGCGGGAGGCUCGAUUUGAUGUUUCUGGCAGGGCGCUGGGAGGAUGAGGCAGAAGAAGAGGCCGCAGAGAACACGAAGCUGGGCCAGGAUUAGGAGCUUCAACCUUGAGGACAAGGUUGUUCUCAAGGAGGCGGGAAUGUUAGAAACACAAUUAAUUGUUAUUUCGUUAUUUUGGGAUUAUUUAUCAUUGUUUAAGGAUUUGGGUUAUUUGGGGGAUUUGGGGAAUAAGUAAGAAGGGUAUUUUGUUAAGUCGAAUUAGUUGGGUAAGAAACGGUAAUUAGUUGG